AUGCGCUUGUUUUUCGAAAUCUAUGCACUGUUUUGGAUCCCACUGGAUGAUAUAUGUAGAAGAAAUAAUGCCAUCAUGAACUGCAAAUAUGUUCGAGUUUAUCCCCUACAACAAAAAUCAACCGAAAUGAGCAUUACUUGUGUAAAUGGAGAUGUUUGCUAUCAAUGUAUCUUCAGUCUUUCAAAAUUUGAAGAGAAGUAA
This is a messenger RNA of Brugia pahangi, 201 nucleotides long. The record is from the annotation of a GenBank genome assembly. Lineage: Eukaryota; Metazoa; Nematoda; Chromadorea; Rhabditida; Onchocercidae.